Ectocarpus sp. CCAP 1310/34 is the source of this 730-nucleotide messenger RNA. NCBI's taxonomy places the organism in Eukaryota, Phaeophyceae, Ectocarpales, Ectocarpaceae. The record is from the annotation of a GenBank genome assembly.
AUGGAGCUGUGCGAUGCUGUCAGGGAUGGGGGCGUCAACUUAUUUUGCGGGGCGGUCCACGCAGCUUCAAACGCUGGUUGGUUGUGGUGUGAUGGUAUUAAAGAGCGCUCACGAAGAGGACGGCAAUGCGGGAAUCGCGACUGGCAUCACCGACGGAACGGCUGCGGACGGUGUUCGCGGUUGGAAAAGUGCAUUACUAGUUUGCUUCGAAUGCUGGAGACUCUCGUACUAAUGCAGGUCGCGGCAUCGAUGUGGCGCCUCAGGCCAGGUGGGGGGUUAUCCCCUGCUACCGAUGAUGCGAUCGACGGUAUGAUGUUACGCGGUACAUGACCCCGUGGUUAAGGCCUACUCACAGAUUCAUUCGCACACAUGGUGAUGUUUUGGGAGUUUUGGAGUGUGCAUAUCAUUCUAAAUGGCAGGCCUGAACGGUAUGUCCAAGGCGAAUCGAUAGCUUAUGUCGGUGUCAUUGUAGAUAAUAAGUGGAUUUAGGUGCGCGUGAGGAAUUGUGCUGUAGCAUUUAAGACUUGUAGUCUAGAACACCAAGAGUUUUCGUUUCUUGUUGCAAUCUAAUUCAAACGGUCGUUUUGUUAUAAUAGGUUCGUGUGUGUAGGGUUCCGAAUCACAACAUCUUUAUUUGCACUAAGAGUGUUGGCGUGCUUCUAUUUGAUCUUUGCCUAGAAUAGACUAACUACAUGGGUGUGUGUUGUGUUUCGUCAAUACGGCGUCCUUU